AAAGUUGUCAACGGGUCCGCUGCCUCACAAGCUGCCGCCGCCGCAAAACGUAAACGUCGUUGGGACCAGACAGCUGACCAAACCCCCACAAAUACUACACCCAAAAAAGUGUCCAGUUGGGAUCAGGCAGACAACUCUGCUGAGACCCCAGGACACACACCAGGACACACCCCUGCACACACACCUUCAAACAGCCGAUGGGAUGAAACCCCCGGCCGCCCCAAAGGCAGCGAGACCCCCGGGGCGACUCCCAGUAACCGCAUGUGGGACCCCACUCCCAGCCACACCCCCGCAGGUGCUGCCACCCCAGGCAGGGGCGACACACCGGGCCACGCCACACCCGGACAUGGAGGAGCCACGGGAAGCGUACGAAAGAACCGCUGGGACGAAACCCCAAAGACGGAGAGGGAGACCCCGGGACACGGGAGCGGCUGGGCUGAGACCCCACGCACAGACAGAGGAGACGAGUCGGUGGAAGAGACUCCCACACCAGGGGCCAGUAAGAGGAAGUCUCGCUGGGACGAAACCCCCGCCAGUCAGAUGGGAUCCUCAACACCAACAUUCACCCCGGGAAAAACCCCCAUCGGAACGCCAGCUAUGAACAUGGCUACCCCAUCACCAGGUCACCUGAUGAGCAUGACUCCGGAGCAGCUGCAGGCGUGGAGGUGGGAGCGUGAGAUCGACGAGAGGAACCGUCCUCUCACAGACGAUGAGCUCGAUGCCAUGUUCCCAGAGGGAUACAAGGUCUUGCCUCCACCAGCUGGCUACGUGCCGAUCCGUACUCCAGCUCGUAAACUAUCCGCCACACCGACCCCCAUGGGAGGCAUGACAGGCUUCCACAUGCAGGUGGAGGACCGAACCACCAAACAGAUGAACGACCAGCCCUCAGGAAACCUGCCCUUCCUCAAACCUGACGACAUCCAGUACUUUGACAAACUGCUGGUGGAGGUCGAUGAGUCCACUCUGAGCCCCGAGGAGCAGAAAGAGAGGAAGAUCAUGAAGCUGCUGCUGAAGAUUAAAAAUGGAACACCGCCCAUGAGAAAGGCCGCUCUGCGUCAGAUCACAGAUAAAGCUCGUGAGUUUGGAGCGGGUCCUCUGUUCAAUCAGAUCCUGCCGCUCCUCAUGUCUCCCACCCUGGAGGACCAGGAGCGCCAUCUGCUGGUCAAAGUCAUCGACCGCAUCCUCUACAAACUGGACGACCUGGUUCGACCAUAUGUACACAAGAUCCUGGUGGUGAUUGAGCCGCUGCUGAUUGACGAGGACUACUAUGCCAGAGUAGAAGGCAGAGAAAUCAUCUCCAACUUGGCAAAGGCUGCCGGUUUGGCUACGAUGAUUUCCACGAUGAGACCCGAUAUCGACAACAUGGACGAGUACGUGAGAAACACGACAGCCCGAGCCUUCGCCGUGGUGGCCUCUGCUCUCGGUAUCCCCUCCCUCCUGCCUUUCCUCAAAGCUGUGUGUAAGAGCAAGAAGUCGUGGCAGGCCAGACACACGGGCAUCAAGAUCGUGCAGCAGAUCGCCAUCCUCAUGGGCUGCGCCAUCUUGCCCCACCUCCGCAGUUUGGUGGAGAUUAUCGAACACGGUCUUGUGGACGAGCAGCAGAAGGUCAGGACCAUCAGCGCUCUGGCUAUCGCUGCCCUCGCUGAAGCCGCCACACCGUACGGUAUCGAGUCCUUUGAUUCUGUCCUCAAGCCCCUCUGGAAGGGUAUCAGACAGCACAGAGGAAAG
Messenger RNA from Notothenia coriiceps (black rockcod), 1728 nucleotides. RefSeq names its product splicing factor 3B subunit 1-like. The transcript is spliced from 9 exons. The annotation marks the transcript as partial. Gene Ontology annotation, biological process: spliceosomal complex assembly. NCBI's taxonomy places the organism in Eukaryota, Metazoa, Chordata, Actinopteri, Perciformes, Nototheniidae. The record is from RefSeq and is a predicted model, not a curated record. Gene Ontology annotation, molecular function: mRNA binding.